AUGGUAUCAACAAGUGGCAGGUACGGCUCGGACUUCAUAUUUCAGCAUCUAAAUUGGAAGACUCGAUGUGCUGAAAGUGCUGGCACUAAAGUUAAAAAUCUGCAACUUUUCAACUUUUCCGAACCAGACGAGUUUAAAAAAGUGCCCGCGUACAAAUACAUUAAUAACACGCUGACAAAAGACCUCUACGAUCCUGGCUUCGACAUCGCUAACCCCGGCCUUUGUCCGGAAUCAGGAGCUUCCCUCAAACUGUUGAUUAUCAUUGAAAACUCUAGGCAUCGCUCUGAUAGACGCGAGGACAUUCGCCGGACUUAUGGACACUCAUUAGUCUUGAGGAAGGACGUGGCCAAAAUGUUCUUAAUAGGUCGCCCUGAAAAACCUGGUGAUAAUCCAGACAUCCCAUCCGAGUCAGAUCGUUACGGAGACAUGGUGGUUGGUCGAUUCGUCGAUACUUUUUACAACCUUACCCUGAAAACUACGGCAGCUCUUGAGUGGGUAUCGACUUAUUGCAGCAAAGUGAAAUAUAUUUUCAAAGCGGACGAUGAUACAUUUCUCAAUAUUCCAAGGAUACUUGAUCUUAUCGAAUCAUGGGGUGAUCAAAAAAGAGCGAUCAUUGGAGAAAUUUGCAGAGUUGGUCCUGGGAGGAAUGAUAAAAAGAAGCACUACGUUUCACGUGAAGUUUAUAAUCAAUCUCGUAACCCUGCCUAUGUGUUUGGACAAGCUGGAUAUUUUGUAACCGGUGAUAUCGUGAAAGAACUGUUUGAACGGGGCCUUAGAACCGGAUAUCUGAAUAUAGAAGAUGUGUUUUACACCGGAAUGAUUGCCUCUGCAAUUGGUGCGACGAAAGCAUUUCACGAUCACAGUUUUAAGUGGCACAAUUUCACUUACUGGCACGGGCCUGAAGACAAAUACAAGUGUAGUAUUCAGGACAAUGUUAGUGUUUGGGCACCCCAAAGAAAGCAAAAGUAUUUCCUGUGGGAUAUGACUCAAACAGACCGAGAGUAUUGCACCUAA
Molecule: messenger RNA, 1014 nt
Organism: Bemisia tabaci
Lineage: Eukaryota; Metazoa; Arthropoda; Insecta; Hemiptera; Aleyrodidae
Product: beta-1,3-galactosyltransferase 1-like
Biological process (GO): protein O-linked glycosylation
Cellular component (GO): Golgi membrane
Molecular function (GO): hexosyltransferase activity
Source: RefSeq, a predicted model, not a curated record